AUGGGCCUCAUCCGGUGGCCGCUGCCCGUCGCGCUCCUGGCGGCCGCGUCGCCCUUGGCCUGGGCCUUCUACCUGCCCGGCCUGGCGCCGGUCAACUUCUGCGACCUGAGCACGGCCAAGGGGGAAUGCAAGUCUGGAAUAGAGCUUUUUGUAAAUAGACUGGACUCUGUGGAGUCAGUGCUUCCAUAUGAAUAUGCUGUAUUCGAUUUUUGCCAAACGGCUGGAGAAAAACGCCCAUCUGAAAAUCUUGGGCAGGUAUUGUUUGGAGAGAGGAUUGAACCUUCACCGUAUAAGUUUACAUUUAAAAUGGAGGAGAAAUGCAAACCUGUCUGUAAAAAACAAUACGAUCUCAAAAAUGGAGAAGACAAGCAAAAGCUGGAAUUUCUGAAAAAAAGCAUGCUGCUGAAUUACCAACAUCACUGGAUUGUGGACAACAUGCCUGUGACGUGGUGUUAUGAAGUAGAAGAUAAUCAGAAGUUCUGCAAUCCUGGAUUCCCCAUUGGUUGUUAUAUAACUAAAGAUGCAAAGCCCAAAGAUGCCUGCGUUAUCAGUGCAAAGUUUCAUGAACCGGAUACCUUCUACAUAUUCAACCAUGUGGACAUCACAAUAAGUUACCAUGUUGUAGAAAAUGAACAGGCUGGCGCAAGACUUGUAGCUGCUAAACUUGAACCCAAAAGUUUCAAGCAUACAAAUGCUGACAUACCAGACUGCUCAGGACCACCUAUGGAUAUAAGUAACACAGCUACUAGCGGAGUAGUCCAGAUUGCCUACACAUAUUCAGUAAAAUUUGAGGAAAACAAAGACAUCAGGUGGGCAUCCAGAUGGGACUACAUUUUAGAAUCCAUGCCCCAUACACGCAUACAGUGGUUUAGUAUUAUGAAUUCUUUGGUGAUUGUCCUAUUCCUCUCUGGAAUGGUAGCUAUGAUCAUGCUAAGAACUCUACAUAAAGACAUUGCACGAUAUAAUCAAAUGGAUUCUACUGAAGAUGCUCAGGAGGAAUUUGGCUGGAAACUGGUUCACGGUGACAUAUUCAGGCCCCCAAGGAAAGGAAUGCUACUGUCUGUAUUUCUAGGCUCUGGAGCGCAGAUUCUUAUAAUGACUUUUGUUACAUUAUUCUUUGCUUGCCUGGGAUUUUUGUCCCCUGCGAAUCGGGGCGCGCUAAUGACCUGUGCCGUGGUCUUGUGGGUGCUGCUUGGAACACCAGCAGGUUACGUUGCUGCCAGAUUCUACAAAUCAUUCGGGGGUGAGAAAUGGAAGACCAACGUUCUGCUGACAGCCUUCCUUUGUCCUGGUGUGGUGUUUGCGGAUUUCUUUAUCAUGAACCUGAUUCUUUGGGGCGAAGGUUCUUCAGCAGCCAUCCCGUUUGGCACUUUGGUUGCUGUUCUGGCACUUUGGUUCUGCAUCUCUGUACCUUUGACGUUCAUUGGGGCCUACUUUGGUUUUAAGAAGAACGCCAUAGAACAUCCAGUUCGUACCAACCAGAUCCCUCGCCAGAUUCCUGAACAGUCAUUUUAUACAAAACCCUUGCCUGGCAUCAUUAUGGGAGGGAUCCUACCCUUUGGAUGCAUCUUCAUACAGCUUUUCUUCAUUCAGAACAGCAUAUGGUCUCAUCAGACGUAUUACAUGUUUGGAUUCCUGUUUCUGGUGUUCAUCAUUCUCGUCAUCACAUGUUCUGAGGCUACCAUCCUACUUUGCUAUUUCCACUUGUGCGCAGAGGACUACCAUUGGCAGUGGCGCUCAUUCCUCACCAGCGGCUUCACUGCUGUUUACUUUCUUAUAUAUGCAGUACAUUAUUUCUUUUCCAAACUCCAAAUUACGGGUACGGCAAGCACCAUCUUAUACUUUGGCUACACGAUGAUAAUGGUGUUGAUCUUCUUCCUUUUUACAGGAACAAUUGGAUUCUUUGCAUGCUUCUGGUUUGUGACCAAAAUAUACAGUGUGGUAAAAGUUGACUAAAGAAACUGUCACGUACAAUACCGGAGCUAUCAGUAACCUAAUUUAAAGACACAGUCUUGGAGAAUUUAAGCUUUAUCUGAAGUAUUGGCUUCUGUGCUUUGCGAAUGAUACAGAAUUAUAAAAACCUUUCCCCCCGGAAACAUUUGUAUUGUGACUUUACAAUCUGUUUUCACUUGAUGGUUCUUAAUGAAGAUUGAAGUUAAAUAUUGUAUGCUUUUGUAAAUAUUACUAUACUAGAAAUUUUAAAUUCUAAUGAGAGGUUAGAUGUGACUGCAUUGCGGAAUUUAACUAUACUAAAUAAAGUGUGGUUGUAAAUAGGG
Messenger RNA from Euleptes europaea (tarantolino), 2276 nucleotides. It is a transcript of the gene TM9SF2, whose product is annotated as transmembrane 9 superfamily member 2. Gene Ontology annotation, cellular component: membrane. Lineage: Eukaryota; Metazoa; Chordata; Lepidosauria; Squamata; Sphaerodactylidae. Bases 1 to 1956 code for a protein of 651 amino acids. The record is from RefSeq and is a predicted model, not a curated record. Gene Ontology annotation, biological process: protein localization to membrane. The transcript has 17 exons.